CAGCCUUCCCUCGGGUCCCGAGCUGCUCAGCAACACUCGGCACCCAGCACACCCCAGAAAUGCGCUUCCUUCCCCGCCUCGGCCUCUCGGCCGCCCUGGCCACCGCCGCCUUCCUCAGCUGGAGGCUGCUGCUCCAGACCCCGGCCCACAGGCGCGGAGGUGACCUGGCCCCCAAGGCAGAGGAGGCCUUCACUGUGACACUGGACACCUUCCUUCACGUCCAGCAGCUUAGGAAGAGGAGACUGAGAGCUUUCUGUAGCCAAGCAGGCAAAGUUACCGCACUGGCGAGCAGCUGGGACGAGAAAGCCUCCCUGCUCCCGAGUCUGAGGGUGAACACCAAGCUGGACUUCCUGUACUGCCAAGUGCCAUCAACAGGGGUAGAGGAAUGGCAUCAGCUUUUGGAAAAGCUAGAGGAGGAAAACGUGACGCUGCCAGUGCCGCUCCCCUACCGCCGGCUGCACACUAAGGAGACACGGCUGAGCGCGUUCAACCAGACGGAGGUAAAGGCCAUGCUGGGGUCUUACACCAAAGUGCUGUUUGUCAGGGACCCAUUCCACAGGCUGAUCACCACGUUCCUGCAAGGCACGGGCAUCAGCUCAUCCUUCAGCAGCUUCGUCCAGGAAGUUCUAGACAGUGGAAUGCACAAUGGCAGCGUGGCUUGGAAACCACUGGUCAGCCUGUGCCGGCCCUGCCUCAUCCAGUAUGACUACGUGGUGAUGUUUGGCUUCCUCAGGCAGGAGCUGGGCCACCUGCUGCGCCGGGCUGGGCUGCCUGCAGGCAGCCUCCCCCCUGAGCUCACCGACAGCCAGGUGCAGUGGACUUACAGGUGGUUGUCAGAGCAGAUGUUCAGUGAGCUGUCUGCCCAGCAGAAGCAGCAGCUGUCUCAUUUCUACCGCUGGGACCUUGCUGCUUUCCCAUUUUCUAGCAGUUUUCUGUCAGACCGCCCCAGCACCGUGAAGACCUGGGAGAAAUAGCCCCAUGGAGGAACUGUUUCAGGGAGUGUUAAUCCAAAGGCUUCAAGGUUCUGACAGGCCUUUACUUGCAGGGAGGUUUUCCAUGUCACAGUCCAAAGGACUUGUCAGAGAGCUAAGACACACCACUGCCAGGGACGGGGGAUCAACACAGCUGUGUCCUGUUUAAAUACAACACAUGCAGGCACUAGGGAAACCUGUGGCACAAGUCAGAAAACUUCAUGAACUAAACUGUGAUGGGAUAAAGCAGUUUGGGGUGGGGUGGGUUGGACCUGCUGCAAACUACAGCAGCAUCACAUGUGCUGUGCCCACACUGACAUUUCCUUUUCUGGGCUUUUGUUGGGCCAAGGGGUUUGGCAAUGUCUUCUUCAUGACAGAUCUUCCCAUGCAGAUACAAGACGUGCUCCCAAAGGAGCAUGUCAUCUGGAGGCUGAGAUACGGCACAGGGUGGCACACCCUGCUGGGCAACCACUGGCAAUGUUCCCAAUCUUUUCAUGCUCAGGGAGGGUCGAGCCUGGCCCAUCAUUUGGUCUUUUCUGUUCUGUGUGAACUGUUCCUGUUUUACAACCUCAUCUCCUAUAUGUGUGGGCUCAAGUGGGCCCUGGGGAUGGGACCCAAUCCUUGCUCCAUUCACAGGUUUUGAGUUUGGCUCCCCUCCUUCCAGGGCUGACUCCUAUAGGCCAAGGCCACUGUUCAGCUCAGUGCACUAGCCCUGAGACAAGGAAGUGUCAGUGUGGACCAGGUACCAGCCACAGCACCAGGCAGACUGUGUCUGUCCCACCUUGUGUCAGCAACUGGUGGGCCCUGUGGAGGUGGCUGGCUAGAAGCAUCAUAAUACAUCACUGUGCUGCUGUGGAAAACAGGAUGUGGCUACUACAAGCUCCUGCUGGCAGAGAAGGACAAGGACUGACUCUGCUUUCUUUCGGACUUGGCUGCCAGCGUGGCCAGACAGAGGCCCAGUCUCUCCAGCUGGCUCACGGCUUCAUCCAGCUGAGCAGCCCGGAGCAAUCACCCGUCCUCUCCCUGCUUUGGUCACUGAGCUGAUCUGACUCACAGCCCCUGGGAAGGGUCCAUCUUUGUCAAACAAACACCAAGGAUGAGCUGAAGUUAUCUAGAUUUUAAAUCCUGACAGAUUCUGACCAUGGCAUACUUGUUUCCAGAGUAUUUAGCAGCUUUAUUUUGUAGUGUUGUGACAUUCACAGAGAAUUCCAUGUACAUUCAUGGUACCAAUUUGACAGCACUCAUUAAAGAAUGUUAGUGAAAACUGUUGAUCAGAACUGACCUAAAA
Molecule: messenger RNA, 2259 nt
Organism: Parus major (Great Tit)
Lineage: Eukaryota; Metazoa; Chordata; Aves; Passeriformes; Paridae
Product: carbohydrate sulfotransferase 8-like
Exons: 2
Coding region: 60-974 (304 amino acids)
Biological process (GO): carbohydrate biosynthetic process
Cellular component (GO): membrane
Molecular function (GO): sulfotransferase activity
Source: RefSeq, a predicted model, not a curated record